Maudiozyma barnettii is the source of this 2286-nucleotide messenger RNA. RefSeq names its product hydrolase (gene EGH1). The transcript has a single exon. The record is from RefSeq and is a predicted model, not a curated record. The coding region runs from base 1 to 2286 and encodes 761 amino acids. Gene Ontology annotation, molecular function: steryl-beta-glucosidase activity. NCBI's taxonomy places the organism in Eukaryota, Fungi, Ascomycota, Saccharomycetes, Saccharomycetales, Saccharomycetaceae. Gene Ontology annotation, biological process: carbohydrate metabolic process; ergosteryl 3-beta-D-glucoside catabolic process.
AUGCCUGAAAAAUUGUUCAUUUCAAAGAAAGGUGAAUUCUGUGAUAAAGAUGGUAAUGUUGUUGUUCUGAGAGGUGUGAAUUUAGACCCUAAUGCGAAAUUACCUGCUAAACCUGACCUAACUUCACAUGUAUCACUAAAGAAUGAUAAUUUUUGGGAUUUAGCAGAUGAUGUUAGCUUCGUCAACCAUCCUUUUCCUCUGGACCAAGUGGAAUCACAUAUCAAUAGGUUGAAAUCCUUAGGUUUUAACCAUAUCAGAUUCCCGUUUACUUGGGAAUCAAUUGAACAUAAAGGUCCCGAAAUAUACGAUUAUGAAUUUAUGGAUUACAUUAUAGAAGUAUUGAAAAUUAUUGAUCAUGUUGGUGGAGUUUAUGUUUAUCUUGAUCCACAUCAGGAUGUAUGGUCUAGAUUUACAGGUGGGUCUGGUGCACCAUAUUGGACUUUAUUAUGUGCCGGUUUUCAACCGAAAAGAUUUAGAAGGAAUGAAGCAGCUAUUGUUCAUAACACUUUAAUAAAUACAAAGACAGGUAAGGAUAACAUCAAUGAUUUCCCGAAGAUGGUAUGGGCUACCAAUUAUUACAAGCUGGCUUGUCAAACUAUGUUUACGUUAUUCUUUGGUGGGAAACAUUUUGCUCCUAAAUGUAUGAUUAACGGUAUGAAUAUUCAAGAUUAUUUACAAGAGACGUUCUUGAAGGCGAUAUUGGAGUUUUAUAAAAGAAUCCAAGAACGAGCACCGGAGUUGUUUGAAUCCAAUUGUAUUAUUGGGUUAGAAAGUAUGAAUGAACCAAGUCAUGGUUAUAUAGGUACCACCAAUUUGAAUGAGAUUGAAAAGGAGAGAAACUUAAGACUUGGGUCUACCCCAACAGGGUUUCAGUCUUUCAUGUUAGGGGAAGGUAUUAAUACAACGAUCGAUAGAUAUGAAAUUACCGUGUUUGGACCUUCGAAAUCUGGAACGAAAAAUGUCCUUUGUGAAGGUGAAAGCGCAUGGUUGACAAAGGAUGAAAGAGAUGCGGCUGAUUCCAAAUAUGGUUGGUCUAGGAAUGAAGAAUGGACACCUGGGAUCUGUAUAUGGAGACUCCAUAAAGUAUGGAAGAUUGACCAAUCUGGACCAAAAUUGUUACAGCCUGAUUAUUUUUCUAAACUACAUAACCCAGGCACUAUUGCUCCAGAUUUAGUUGUCAACGAACGAUAUUUCAUGAAUAAUCUUUUUACCCAUUAUUUUAACAAUUUCCAUCGUGCAUUUAGACAUAUAGAUAAAGAAUCAUUUGUAUUGAUUCAACCACCAGUAUUUAGAUCGCCUCCUCACUUGAGACAUCUCGAUAUUAUCAUUGGGAAGACAAUAUGUGCUUGCCAUUUUUAUGAUGGACUAUCUCUUAUGUAUAAGACCUGGAGUCGGUUUUUUAAUGUGGACACAUUUGGGAUCGUUCGUGGUAAUUAUUCAAAUCCAAUGUUUAGUAUAGUGUUAGGAGAAUCUAGAAUUCGUGAUUCAUUCCAAUCACAAUUAAAAUUAAUGAAACAAGAAGUACAUGAAAUCCUAGGGAAGGAUGUACCAACGUUUUUUACCGAAAUAGGGAUGCCAUAUGAUAUGGAUAAUAAAAAAGCAUACUUGUCAGGUGACUAUACAUCUCAAACAAAAGCCAUGAAUGCCAUUGCACAUGCAUUAGAAGGGAAUAAUCUUUCAUUUAGUCUUUGGUGCUAUUCUUCGGGAAAUAGCCAUCGUUGGGGGGAUAAUUGGAAUAAUGAAGAUUUCUCCAUAUAUUCAAAUGAUGAUCGCAAAGAUAUAUCACAUGAAACUACAUCGCGAUCGGGAACCCCUUCAUUAAGUGUGAAAUCCCUAAUUAGUAGCAGUAGUGGUAAUACUAAUGGAUCAAAAUUUAUCACCAAGACAACUGCAUUUGAUGAUAUCAAAUGGCCACCUACUCCUCCCCUGAAUGACCUUGAUUUUAAUGGAUUCCGUGGGACAGAUGCAUUGGUAAGACCAUUCCCAUUAAAAAUACAUGGACGAUUUAUUUUUGCAAAGUUUGAUCUUGAGAUGAAAAGUUAUGCAUUAAAGAUACACGCUAAAGCAAGUUCCAAUGCUUCUAACACAACUAAGAACGCAACGUACAUAUUUCUACCGAAAUAUCAUUUUGAUAUAGAUCGUGUAGAUAUUGGGACAUCAUCUGGGACGUUUCUAUAUAAUGAAGAAUAUCAACUCUUAAAAUGGCAUCAUGAUGCAGGUCACCAAUCAAUUGCAAUCACUUCCAAAAAUAAAUUUAAUAAAGACGAUGGCUGUAUAAUUAUAUAA